Molecule: messenger RNA, 1427 nt
Organism: Dipodomys ordii (Ord's kangaroo rat)
Lineage: Eukaryota; Metazoa; Chordata; Mammalia; Rodentia; Heteromyidae
Gene: Rab35
Product: RAB35, member RAS oncogene family
Exons: 6
Coding region: 162-767 (201 amino acids)
Biological process (GO): endocytic recycling; Rab protein signal transduction
Cellular component (GO): plasma membrane; endosome membrane
Molecular function (GO): GTP binding; GTPase activity
Source: RefSeq, a predicted model, not a curated record
GAGGAGGGGGUGCGGAGGGAGGUGUUUCUGUCAGUUCCGGCUGUUUGUUCGGGAAGUGGAUCCGCCGCUGCCGGAGCAGCCCGGAGGGAGCUGCGGAUCGCGAGGCCAGCACCGACCCCGCCCGCCCGCCCGGCCGCCCGCGCGUUCCGCCCCCGCCCGCCAUGGCCCGGGACUACGACCACCUCUUCAAGCUGCUCAUCAUCGGCGACAGCGGUGUGGGCAAGAGCAGCUUACUGUUACGAUUCGCAGACAACACUUUCUCAGGCAGCUACAUCACCACAAUUGGAGUGGACUUCAAGAUUCGGACUGUGGAGAUCAACGGCGAGAAAGUGAAGCUGCAGAUCUGGGACACGGCAGGGCAAGAGCGCUUCCGCACCAUCACCUCCACGUAUUAUCGGGGGACCCACGGGGUCAUUGUGGUUUAUGACGUCACCAGUGCUGAGUCCUUCGUCAACGUCAAGCGGUGGCUUCAUGAAAUCAACCAGAACUGUGAUGACGUGUGCCGAAUAUUAGUUGGCAAUAAGAAUGACGACCCGGAGCGGAAGGUGGUAGAGACGGAAGAUGCUUACAAGUUUGCCGGGCAGAUGGGGAUCCAGCUGUUUGAGACCAGCGCCAAGGAGAACGUGAACGUGGAAGAGAUGUUCAACUGCAUCACAGAGCUGGUUCUCCGAGCCAAGAAAGACAACCUGGCCAAACAGCAGCAGCAGCAACAGAACGACGUGGUGAAGCUCACGAAGAACAGUAAACGAAAGAAACGCUGCUGCUAAUGCCCCGGCCGCUGCAGAGACUGCGCUGCCGUCCCUCCCCCAGCCCGAGGCCCAGAAGGCUCCUCGGGGGACAGUCUCAGUUUCCUGCCGUUAUUUAAAGAAUUCUCCAUGUUUUUUGUAUCGGGAGGCGCCAUCCGCACUUCCUCUCCCUCCCCCCUCGAGUGCCAAGAAGGUGUUGCAGGAGCCUGCCCUUCCCACUGGUGCCCUCCUGCCUGCCGAGGCGCCUGGACUUGGCGAGGACGCUGCCAGCUGAGCGGACUGAUUAACCAGUUUGUACAUAGUGUAUAUUGCUUUAACCAGCCGCACACCCUCGUUCUGCUCUGGCUUUGCCUCCUUAAUGCCAACCUGCUGAACAGACCCCGCACCUUCCCAGCCCAUCUGGCCGCCAGCAGCUUCCUGAGGAGACAGCCUCACCUUGUCGCUGUGUCUGGCUGACCUGGACCCUUGGCAUGGGCUCCACGUUGCUCAUUCUCUCCUACGGGCUGUCCCUGGCACGCAGGGUCCGACCCCUCUCCAGGGCCUGUGCCGGCCCACCUUCCUGCCCCCCCAGCUGCUCUGGGAGCUGGGGCCCCGGGGGCCUUGAGGCGUGCCCCGACCUCUGCCGGCCCCAGGGCUGUUGGUCCUGAGAGGAAGUCAGUACUCAGCUUUGGCCUACUCGUU